AUGGGAAAGAAGCCCUUCUCCGCAAAGGCGAAGCGCGAACAGCUUCGCCAGAAGCGUCAAGCACAUACCGCCUCCGCCACGACCCCUGCAUCGUCACACACGCAACCAACCCCAAUAUCCUCCAACAACCCUGCCGCUACCGCCACGUCCCCUUCGUCAACUGUCCACACCUCCCCUCGUCGCUCCCGCUCUUCGAAGACGCCCUCUUCUCAGCGCUACCGCCUGGUCUUCGCCGCAGACACAGAUGCCGCUCGCAAGCGUCAGCGCGCCCUAGCCCAUCAUCCAGUCAACCGGCCCGAUGAGAAUAUCCCAGAGGCCAUCAAAACUAGGACCAUGUCUGUUCCGGACGUCAGACCCUUUCCAAAUCCUGCUUUUGACAUGCCUAGACGGCCCCCAUGGUCUUACAAGGACACGAUCAACGUCGUUGACAAGCGCGAGUACGCCGCCUUCCGUGCCUGGAUGGAUCGUGUUGCCCGGCCUGAAGACCCUAAUGCCGCUUACUUUGAAGGCAACUUGGAAACUUGGCGACAGUUAUGGCGCGUGAUUGAACGCUCAGACGUCCUCGUCCUCGUUGCGGACAUUCGCUUUCCCGCCCUGCAUUUUGUCCCGGACCUCUACCACUACGUCACAGAUCAGCUUGGCAAGGGCAUGGUUCUUGCGCUCAAUAAGUGCGACCUCGUUCCUGAAGAUCUCUUACUCGCGUGGAAACGCUACUUUCAGACGCAUUACCCGGGCAUGGCUAUUGCAAUGUUCAGCUCCUUCCCGGACGCAAAGCUCGCCCCAUCAAAGGACAAUUCCGAGCUGCUUAGCAAGCGCGAACGCAGAAUGGCACGGUCUAAGCUUUCUGCAUGGGGCGCCGAUCAACUCUUAGCUGCCGUCGAUGCUCUCGACCUCGAUCCUCGGAAAAAAGCAUACCUUGAGCAAUGGCGCGCAAAGCUUGAUCACAAUGCGACACUUACGUCCGACGAUGAAGAUGGGACCGAUAUCAACUUCUUGGAAAGAAGUCUUGGAAAUUCGUCUGAUACUACCCGCUUACCAAAUGGCGGUCAUCCUCGACCAUUGCGCGUUGUUCACGUUUCGGAGAAUAAGCCCACAUCGGGAUGGUCACCGGACACGAGUGCGCUGAAACCAAAGAGCCAGAAACGGCGACGUCGAAGGGCAAAGCCUGUUGCCGAGGGCGGAUUACAUGCGACAACGUCUUCACCGUCAUCUGCCAAGUCAAAGUCUGGGAAAGCAGUCAAGGGUGGCAGCACUGCGCUGAGACUCAGAAAUGAUGUUAAAAGUACUCCAACCAAUACCAACAUGAACGCCGCCUCCUCAGGCUUGACUGGCGAAAGCGAGACGGAAUCUAAUCCCAGUGAACUCAGAUACGAGUUGGAUGUGGAAGAUGAUGUUGUUAAAGAGAAUAUGAUCACAAUAGGUGUGGUAGGUCACCCCAAUGCUGGAAAGAGCAGCUUGAUCAAUGGUGUGUUCCGGAAGAAAGUUGUCAGUACCAGUCGCACUCCGGGGCACACCAAGCACCUUCAAACUAUUUUCUUAUCCGACUCGGUACGACUUUGCGAUUGCCCAGGUCUUGUUUUCCCUGGUCUGGCUCCGCGUGAGCUCCAAAUCCUCGCUGGAAUGUACCCGAUUGCACAGGUUCGUGAGCCAUAUGCGGCGGUGAAGUAUCUAGCCGAUCGUGCGCCGCUAGUUCGCAUUCUGAAUCUGGAGUCGGAAAUAGAGAGACUCGAAGCCGAUGCUGAAGAGCCGGGCUACAUCACCUCCACUGGGUGGACAGCCUGGAAGAUUUGUGAGGCCUGGGCUAUCAAGCGCGGAUUUCGUACGGCCAAGGCAGCCAGGCUUGAUGUCUUCCGAGCGGCAAACAACAUUCUGCGGCUCGCACUAGACGGUCGCAUUGUACUGGCGACUUUGCCGGAUGGCUAUGCUCCGGAUCCGGAACACCAAACCCGUUCAGCUCAUGAAAUUACGUGGGAUGUACAUGAUGAUGCUGACGCAAGUGUUGUAAGUGGGUCUGGGAACGUUGCUGCCAUUCUCUCGGGUGUCUAUGGUGACGAGGAUGAUCGCGGUCACGAUGCCGGCGAUGAAGAAGGAGACGACUCUGUAAUAUACGAUCGUAUAGAAGAAGAGGAAGCAGAAGAGGACAAGGAACAAGAGGGGUCCAUUUGCGGAAGAAGAGCACCCUCCGAGAAUUUGUUCGCGUUAUUGGAAGACUUGUGUUAGAUUCGAAAUCCACAAGUUCUCACUUGUGUGUUUCGCUUCUGCUCCGUAGUUUCGAGGUAUCAGGCCGGGUGGCUGCACAAACGCUUUUGUAGCUGGGCCUCGCUUAUAGUAGAUAACUGUGACGUGCAUUUUGUCACAGUCUUGUAAAAGACAGCUUAACUGAACGGCGCGUUGGUUGUUUUCUCGUGUCGGCGCCUCCCA
Chondrus crispus (carragheen) is the source of this 2421-nucleotide messenger RNA. RefSeq lists its product as hypothetical. The record is from RefSeq and is a predicted model, not a curated record. The transcript is spliced from 2 exons. Lineage: Eukaryota; Rhodophyta; Florideophyceae; Gigartinales; Gigartinaceae. Bases 1 to 2220 code for a protein of 739 amino acids. Gene Ontology annotation, molecular function: GTP binding; GTPase activity.